CCCUCGGUGCGCCCGACGGGCUCUGCGCCUUCUAUGACCUGGAGUGGAUGCAGAUUAAUAUUGUGGAGGACAGGGCGCAAGCGAGUCACCCAGAAAGGACCCAGAGCCCCAUGGACGUGCUGCUGAUCAAGCUUGACACUGAUAAACAGGUCAUUGCACUUGAAAGUAAGGUCCAGCCGUUUAUCCCAUCUGAAGAAGGAGCAGAAAAGGAACUUGUUGGUGUUGAGGAAGGAAAGAGCCUGGACUGUAAAGCCAGUAGUGAUUCGUUGGUUUCAUGCAAUAAAGAGCAGGAAUACGUGACUCCAUCUGAGCAAACUUCUACCAAAACCCCCAGAUCUCUAAAAUCUCCAAUUAGCUCUUCGUAUCAGAAAAAAGUUUUCAGCUGUGAUUUGUGCCCAUUCACCUCGCUCAGAAUAUCAAGUCUUAACCGUCACGUGAAAACCCAUUCUGAUGAAAAACCUCACGUGUGUCACCUCUGCCUUAAGGCUUUUCGUACAGCAACUCUCCUGCGUAACCACGUGAAUGCACAUACAGGGACCAGACCAUAUAAAUGCUGUGACUGUGAUAUGGCAUUUGUGACCAGUGGUGAGCUUGCAAGACACAGACGUUACAAGCAUACUUUAGAAAAGCCUUUCAAGUGUUCAAUAUGUAAAUAUUCUAGCGUGGAAGCGAGCAAGCUGAAGCGGCACAUCCGUUCGCACACAGGAGAGCGUCCCUACGCCUGCUGCCUUUGCAGUUACGCGAGCAAAGACACAUAUAAACUGAAAAGACACAUGGUGACCCAUUCAGGUGARAAGCCAUAUGAAUGUUACAUUUGCCAGGCCAGAUUCACUCAAAGUGGUACAAUGAAAAUCCAUAUAUUACAAAAGCAUGGUGAAAACGUGCCAAAAUACCAGUGUCCACAUUGUAGCACGUUUAUUGCACGAAAAAGUGAUCUGGGUGUCCACUUGCGAAAUCUGCAUUCCUACAUGGCRGUGGCAAUUAAAUGCAGUUACUGUGAAGCUGUUUUUCAUGAGCGCUACGCUCUUACUCAGCACAAGAAGACCCACAGAAAUGAGAAAAGGUUCAAAUGUGAUCAGUGCAACUAUGCAUGCAAGCAGGAACGACACUUGAUUGUCCAUAAACGAACCCACACUGGUGAGAAGCCCUUCACUUGCCUGUGCUGCAGCAAAAGCUUUCGACGCAAGCAGCUUCUCACAGUGCACUUCAGGAAGCACCACGAUUCCAAUUUUAAACCUCCAGUUUAUGAAUGCCCUAAAUGUGGUAAGGGCUAUUCACGCUGGAGUAAUAUGCAUAAACAUACUGAAAAUUGUGGAUUGGUGAGAGAAAAAGCUGUUGCAUCCAGAAAAAGAAGCAAGGGCAAAAAGAAAAAACGUGAGAACCUAAGGCAUGUGAAACAAGAAGUUGGCUUGGAGUCUUUUCAAGAUGUCUCCACUGUGAAAGAUGAACAUUGUGCUAUUGAGGUUGUUCCUGUUUUAGAUGGAAUAGAAAGAGCAGCUCCGAGCAAACAGAAGACAGAAGUGACAUGCGAAAUGCUUCUCAGCAUGAUGGACAAAUAAAGCAUGGACAGACCCUGGUUCUCCCUUUUAAUGCUGUUUGUAGCUGACCUGUUCAACGUGCGUAGCUAUGUCCAGUUAGUAAGCUAGAAAUGAUAUUGGUUGAAAGCUGUUGGAAUCCUUCUGUACUUGUUUUUUCUUCUUGUUGCAAUUUAUAUUCUGUAAUAUUAUUUGUAGCCAAAUAAAAAGUAGGCUAAAGAAAUGUGAAAGUUCUAAGAAGAUUUCACCUGUUGUAUUCCAUUCACAUACUGCAUUAACAUAGUAACAGAACAAAGGGGRAAAAAGAUCUAUUUUCAAAGUAAUUUAUUAUAAAAUGGGUAAGAUUUUUUCAACUUUCAUUUUAUUUUUCUGUCGGAUUUACUCAGAAUGGCAUACUGAUCUAAAGCAGAUCUUUUUCCCUCCGUAGCUCUGUACAAAUGAGAGCUGCUCCUGGUAAAAUAUUAAAGUUUCUGUAAGUUUUAGGGUACAGUUUCAACAGCUGACUCAAACUAAUGCAAGACCAUGCUGCCACUGAAAGGGCUUGCUUUUCACCAUGCCCCCUGGGCAGAAUUUUCUUUCUUCUUUCCUGCUUCACCUCUGGCAACCAUAUAGCUGGGAAGGCGGCUUGGAUCAGCCUGCUCAUCUAAUGAAAAACUCCCUUUUUUGAUGGCUUAGUUCUCAGUCAGAUCAGGAACCUCUGGACUGACACUUCACACCCCUGCAUGAUCAUUAGGGCUCUUGAAAGAUGAAGCAGCAGCAAAGCAGCAUGAGUGCUGGGGACACAGCAGUGUGCUGGACCUCCCCAUUCUAGGAGUGCCUAGAAUACCUUUACAUCUGCUUAAGCUAACUUAGAUCUUUUUAAGUGAUAAUUUUAAUGCUACUAAGAACAGGAGAUGACAACUAUUCUUUUUUCUACAGCAGUCAUGUAAGGGUUUCCAUGUAUUGACUGCAGUUCUGCUCAGACAUUCAGUACAAGAUUCAAUGCACACCUGUGAUUUUAAUUAGGUCUUCAGUAAAGCCUSUGUGUGCUAUUUCUGAAAGCUUCAUAUUUAUGCUAUAUUUCAGAAGCAGAAAAAGUCUGUCAAAUAUAAUGCUCUUUUUUCAGUUCCUAAGAACUAGAUGUCUUACUCCUCAUUCAUGAUUAAUUAAUAUAUUUAGAGUAAUUACAGAAAGUACUGUUGAUUUUUAUGACUAGUUACAAUGAUACAGUUGUCAUACACUGCUGACUCAAUGCUGGGUCAUGUCAUGAGCAAAUAGUUAUAAUUAAUGUCAAAUACUUAUGCUAAUUUCAAUAUACAUUCAUAAUUAAGUUAAAAGCACGCUAACAAAAAACUUGCCCAAUGUAAGUUCAGACUGAUGCUGUCUUGAUUUUUGCCUGUUGAGCAAGCUGCUUGAUAGUUGUGUUUAUGUGGUGAGGGGCAGUAAAAUCUGCUGUUUACUGCGUGUUCCARAUGAACUGCAGUUU
Messenger RNA from Nothoprocta perdicaria, 3000 nucleotides. RefSeq names its product CCCTC-binding factor like (gene CTCFL). The transcript has 10 exons. Gene Ontology annotation, molecular function: DNA-binding transcription factor activity; RNA polymerase II cis-regulatory region sequence-specific DNA binding. Lineage: Eukaryota; Metazoa; Chordata; Aves; Tinamiformes; Tinamidae. Bases 48 to 1559 code for a protein of 503 amino acids. The record is from RefSeq and is a predicted model, not a curated record. Gene Ontology annotation, biological process: regulation of transcription by RNA polymerase II.